Messenger RNA from Saccostrea cuccullata (small rock oyster), 4631 nucleotides. RefSeq lists its product as uncharacterized. The record is from RefSeq and is a predicted model, not a curated record. Lineage: Eukaryota; Metazoa; Mollusca; Bivalvia; Ostreida; Ostreidae. Gene Ontology annotation, biological process: proteasome-mediated ubiquitin-dependent protein catabolic process; negative regulation of translation; protein polyubiquitination. Gene Ontology annotation, molecular function: ubiquitin protein ligase activity; zinc ion binding; translation repressor activity. The coding region runs from base 110 to 3877 and encodes 1255 amino acids. The transcript is spliced from 9 exons.
AGAGUACAAUGUUGCUACUUACAGAUACAUUUUUUCUGAUUGAGGAAAUCUGUAUGGGACAGUUUGAAACCAUGCACAGAAAAAAAGAUGAAAUAAAUGACUGCUGUACAUGAUGCCUAGUUUAGUGUUACAGAAAUCUUUCACAGUGACAGGUGUUAGUGAGUGUAGACACAUUUCUUAUGUAUCUUCAGACCGAGUCGGGAUCAGUGAUAAGAGUGAAAAUCUCGUCCUGUCAAACACUCUAGGUGAAGAACUAUAUCGUGUUACAGAUAUAACUCACUAUGUUGGUGGAGUACACACUUUAACAAGUAAUGGAGAUUUGAUUUAUAUAGACAAUAAAUUUAACAUCAAUAAACUAUCUAAAGAUCACAACAUAAAGACCAUAUUAAUACCGUACAACACAGAGUCAAGGCAUCUGCUUGCAACAUUAAAACCGUAUAAGACAGAACUAUGGACACCACGGUGUGUCUACAGCUCGCCCUCCAAUGGAGACCUGCUGGUCGGGGUGUGUACGGUAAACAGUUUCCCUUUAACAGGCAAGGUAAACCGUUACGCUAAAACAGGAAAACACCUUCAGACUAUAGGUAAAAAACUGUAUAAAGAUCCGCUCUACAUCACAGAGAAUCGCAAUGGGGAUGUUAUUGUGUCUGACGGGGGCUGUAAUGCCGUAGUGGUGACAGAAAGUAGUGGAAGACACCGCUUCUCCUACAGAGGCCCUCCAUUUGGAUUACGUCUAGUAAUAAACAGAGAUCCUUUAUAUGAACAUCCAGGAAAAAGAUCAGAACUACGACCACGUGGAAUCUGUACUGACACGCUGUCACAUAUCCUGGUGUGUGAUGAUAAAACAAGCACAGUACAGAUCCUGGACAAAAACGGUCACUUCCUGUCACAUAUAUAUACAGGAAAAGACGGGAUAGGCAUACCAGUGGGACUGAGUUAUGAUGACAGAACUCAGUUACUCUGGGUCGCAUCACGGAACUACAACACACUGAAUAUCUACAGACUUAUUCAUGAAGACUCUCUGACUGGUCUCCCUCUAGAAAAGAUGAAGUGUGAGAAGCAUCCCAGUGGAACAUUGUCGAAGUUCUGUGACCCGUGCGAGGCCGCCUUGUGUGAGCUCUGUAUCACAACUUCUAGUGAUCAUAAAAGGCAUGACGUUAGAGAUGUUGAGAAAUUGUUUCGUGAAAUUCACAAGAGAAAAGAUGAAGAUGCAGUUUUGAUGUGCCUUCUUCUUUGCCAGAAUUACAAAAUAAAUCUUGAAGAAGAACAAUGGAUGGAGAAAUAUAAUGCUGUGGCUGACGUUUUCAAAUUUAAGAAGAUUAAGAAGAAAUCCGAUCUUAACAAAAUAAAAAAGUACAAACCAGUACUGAAACAGGAUAGUUCCAAUAUCGAGUUUUCUUGUAAAUUCUUCAGAGACACCAGUUUUCUAAGAUUUGCGAUAGAACGAAAAUUUGUUGAUAUGUUUCUAAUUUGGGCAGAAAAAGAAAACAUUGCGAAGUUUUGCAGAUCAUCAAAUUAUCUGAGAAGAGAGGAUGAAGAAGAAGUUUGUUGUUGGUUAUUGCCAAAUCAAACAGAACAACUGAUAGAUAGACUUGGGGAAGAAAUGUUCUCACAUGUCACAAUGAAGGACCAGUCCAUACAUGAAUUAGUGUAUAGAAAGCUGGGUAUACCAGUACAGGUUAUAAUGAGAGGAGAUGACUCCGUGAAAAAUUUCCUGGAAAAUCUCAAGAAAGGAAAGACCACCAUGUACCACGCCACUGGGAUGUUGAUAGGAUGUGCAGGCAGUGGGAAAACAACGUUACUUGGAAGAUUAAAAGGCAUCGACAUGGGGGAAAUAGGGAGAAAUACAAGAUCAACCAGAGGAAUAGAUAUCCAGACCGACGUCUUUGAUGUGUCAAAUACCAUCGAAGUAAAUACAUCAGACCAAAAACAACGCAUUAAGGUUAGAAUUGAUGAAACAAGUCAAAAUCAAACGAUUCCAGAACCUUAUUAUGAAGAGCAUGUAUAUGAAAAUACAAAAUCACUAAAUGUUGAUGUCCAAGGAAAUAAUGAAGAAGACAUUGCUUGUAAGGCCGCUAAUGAAGAAGAGAUGUCACGUGACAGCAUGAACACAGAAACCGAGUCAUUUAAAGAAGACGAAGUUGCUGCUCCAUUGUUUGAAAAGAUAGAGGGAGAAGUUGAAGAAAUCCAAACUGUUGCUAAGAAUUCAGAAGGUUUGGGGAUAAUACGAGUCUCCAAACAAGCUACGGAUGAACCAGAGAAAAAAAUCAGCAUGAUUGAUUUUGCAGGACAAUGUUCAUAUUAUUCCUCACACCAGAUUUUUUUGAGUCCACGUGCAUUCUUCAUUCUGGUGCUCAACAUGGAGAAAAACUUUGAUGAAAUGGUAGGAGAAGAAGUCUGUUGCCAGGAACGUUCUAUUUACAAAGAAUGGACACACAGAGACUACCUUACAUUUUGGGCAAAAUCCAUUCAUCAAUACAGCAGCGAAAAGGCUCCCAUUUUACUGGUUGGUACUCAUGCUGAACAAAAGACAGAUCAGGAAAAAGUGGAAUUUUUCUUUGAGAUAUGGAAGACUUUGGAAACAAAAACCAAGUCUUUGCAGGGACAUCUUGACAGCGAGAGAGAAUUUGCCAUAGGAUUCAACGAAAAUGAAGGCAUUAAAAAAAUCAAGGAGUCAAUUGUUGAUGUUGUUCGGAAUCUUGAUCACUGGGGUGAAAUGCUUCCGCAUUCCUGGGCUAUGUUUGAAAACUUCUUCGAGGAGAAGAAACACCUCAAAAUAAUUAAUAAAAGAAUACUUUUGGUUUUCAAUGAAGCAUUGCCAGAGGACAUAAAAUUAGAGACAGUUGCUGAUGUCAAUACCAUGCUGCAGUUUUUCCAUGAUAUCAGAGAAAUCUUAUAUUUCUGUCAAGAAUUCCUGAGAGAAGUAAUCAUUCUAGAUGUUCAGUGGUUUGCAGAUGCGUUCAAAAACAUUAUUACUGAUAAAAACCAUGCAAAGGAAGAUUUACGUGAGUUAACAUCAGAGUGGGACCAAUUCGAUGACACUGGAGAAUUGAGUGACAUUUUGCUAUGCAGGAUUUGGAAAAUGAACGAUAACGAAUAUCUUGAACACAAAGAUGAGAUCAUGCUGUACAUGGAGAAGCUGGGGCUGUUGGCUAAAAUGGAUGACAAAAAUUGGUACGUUCCAUGUAUGAACAAGAAGUCAUUUCCUGUUAAUGCGUUUUCAUCACACCCCGCCUCAUCCAUUCUCUGCUACACGUUUGAUGUUCUUCCUGUCGGAAUUUUCCAUCGCCUUGUAGCAACUUGCAUGCAGAAUACUUCAAAGAUGUUUUCCUUUGAAGACCGAGGAUGCAUAUACCAGACUGCGGCUAAGUUCAUGUUUCAGGACCGCCACCAUAACAUUCUGAUGGGAAUGACCCAGACAGAAAUCCAGUUGCAGGUGUUUGUUUUAGAGGGAGAAGUUGAGGUUUUUAUAUGCCACAAAGUAAGAGAAAGAAUUGAGAGUGUGUUACAUGAUCUUUCUAGCACAUUCCAGGAAAACUCUGAAUUCCAUGUUGCGUUCAAAUGUAAACCUGUUGGAUUUUGUGACAGCAGAAAGAGUGCUGUCCUAAGUGAAUCAGAGUUUUCGCGAGCAACUUUCCAGUGCCCUUCCUGUAUAGAAGAGAAAAUCCAUAUUGUUAACACCAGAGACAUCAUGAAGUAUUGGAAACAGGAACAGCAACAGGAGAAUUUGGACAAGGAUGGAAGGCCAGUUGAUUCUUUAGAACGAAGACCAACAGAUAAAGAACUUAUGACAGUCAGUGGACAAAUUGGGGACCAUUUUCUGAAUAGGGAUUGCCCUUGGUCUAGACAACGCUACAAUCCAACCAAUAAGGAUUGAUUACCAGAAUCAUGGUGUGAAGAUACAGGUGUUCCAAAUACUUUGUGAGUGGAAAAGGAAGGAGGGAGGACGAGCAAGUGUGAAAAAGAUCUCCUCGCUGCAGUCAAAGAGUUCAAAGACAAAGUCGAUUUUGAGAGAAUAGAAAGGGUUUUCAACAUGUGAUAUGUAUCAGUUGCUGAUGUGUAAAGUCAUUAGUGUGCAUAGUUUGAUAAAUAUCAAACUUUUUUUUAUCAACAUGAUCAAUCUUGACCAAUCUGAGAAUUGAGAUCUGAAUUCUCCCUUAAGUUUGGACAUUGAUAGCUUAUUUAUUAUUAAAUUAAGAAUCAAAUUUAAUAAGCUUAAAGUUGGAUAACAUUCAAAUAUACAUGAUGAAAACUGUUUUUAUUUUCAUUUUAUGAAGAGAUAUGCUAAUAUGAAAUUCAUUUUGUAGUUUUUGGUCUUGAAAUUUUGUCACAUAGAUAUUUUGCCUGUUGUAUAGAAACAUAUUGUUUUUUUUAACUAAAGUGAUUGUUCCAUAUACAUGAUAUAUGAUUACUAGUUUCAGUUUUAUAAUAAUGAACACUGGUGCAAUUAUCACGUAAUGCAGUGUAAUAUUGUUGUUAUGAUAUGGAGUUGUACAAAAAAAUUUAAUCAGAGAAUCAAUGACGAAGUCGAUUUUGAGAGAAUAGAAAAGGUUUUUAACACGUGAUAUAUAUCAUUUGCUUAUGUGUCAAGUCUUUAGUGUUCAAAGUUUGAGAAAUGUCAAAGGUUUUUU